AUGGACACGGACGCUGACGCACUGUUGCUUUCUUUUUUGCAAAGUUCCUGCCAAGAAGAGGUGGUUCAGCGGGCCCAAGAAGAGAUCGGGCAGCUGAUCCAAGCAGGGCUUCCUCCUAAACCUGUCAAAGUUAGUAAGCUCCUGCAUCUGGCCUUGCGCAGAGAUGUUUGGGCCCUCCUUGCGAGCCGACCAGCUUUUGGCGUUUCCCAAGUGCCACCUGAAUUGCUCAUUUUCAGGUCCUUUGACAGGGUGAUUUCGGAGUGUCUGAAGGAUGUCAUUCGUAGGACUGAGCAGUUUGUUCUGGACACGCCGCUGAGUAAUGUAGCUGGUCCGUGGGAAGGGGGUCACUCGGCUGACAGCCUCAAUUCUGCCGCACAAGUGGGCAGUUGCCGUCAAGUUUUUGCUGCUUGGAACGCUCAAGGGGCUUUUGGUAGAUCCGCAGAUGAGGCCCUUAACGUGGAUCGCAUGUUGCACUUUGCGGCACAGCUUUCGCACGAAGGAGUCACCAUCGCGGUUCUUGCGGAACCUAAGCUCAGAUCACACGCUGCGUGGCCCACUUGCACCGGGUUCAAAUUUUUCGGGUUGCAAACGGACGAGCCGGCAUCUGUGGCGGUGCUUGUGCACGAGGCCGUUACAGAUGCAGUCUCCAUCAUUGAAGGAUAUGGCAACGAGUGCGCCAUGUGGGUUGCCAUUCAAAGUCAGCCUGUGAUUCUUCUUCUCGCGGUGUAUGGACCGCAUACUGGGCACCCCGCUGCGAUUCGUGAUGCUUUCUGGCAGCAGCGACUGCGAGAGCUUCGCAGCAUUAGAUGUUUGGAGCCCUAUAGGGAUUGUCCUUUCGUUCUUUUAGGUGACACUAACCUGCAUUUCCCUUGUCUGGGGCCGAUUAACGCCCGGAUGGCCAGCACUCUCGACAGGCAAAUUUUUUCUGUUUUCUGUAGUCCGGAUGGUUUUAAUGUUACCAUCAGAAAUCAAUCAGCCGUUCCAACGCACGCCUCGGGUUCAGUUAUUGAUUUGGUGGCGGCUGAACAGAUCCUUGCUCUGGACUUGAAGGUGUCAUGGCUCCAGGAGGAAGCACUGCGCAGUGAUCAUGCAUUCCUGGUGUGCGCCUGCCAUAUGGCCACAAUUCCCAUUCUUAGACAGCAGCAAGUUGGGGUUGCUCGUUGGGGUUUAGGCUCUUCUUGGGAUGAUGCCAUUGAUGAGGUUAAGUUUUCGCUUACCUUCGCCUCGUGUUGGGCAGCGUCUGCCCUUAGCAACGGCACCUUGAAGGCUUGGACUGCGCAAGGGAGUCACAAAGGAACUCGCCAGAAUUUGCUUGAUAGGGUUGUUUGGUGGAGAUCUGUGGUGCUGACACUGGCGGGCCACUUCAAAGGGCUGGUUUGGGUGUGUAGGGCCGAUAGGCGUUUGGACCUUGCGCAAGAGCUUUGGCCAUUUAUGGCUACAGAAGCUCACGAGGGAGAUGGUGCGACUGAAGCAGCUGAAGAUCUCCUGGCCAAGCUCAGAUCUUCCCUGCAUGAAGAGAAAGUAGCAAAAUUCACGAAGUUGUCUGCCUAUAAUCAGAACGCGGCCCAAGCUUAUCUGUCCCAGCUGUUAAAGCCCAGGGAGUCUCUUCAGACAAGGUUUGCGGAAGAGAACACGGGCAGGCAGUUGUCGGACUGUGAGUCACUGGCAGCCAUUGCUAACGAUGUGACGGCCGCGAAGGCUCUCCGCACCAGAGCAAUUGCACUAACUGGCUGCCACGGCCAUGGCCAUUGUGCCAUCAUCCAAAUGGCGCGUGAUGUUCUGAUAUUCGCAGGGUUGGAUGGUCUCUGCUACGGGUUGCUGAGGUGUGCCCAGCAUGCGACAGCUCUGUGGUGGAACUUCAAGUACAGCGGCCUCGCAAAUGCCCCAAUCCCGCCACACCUGUGCAGCCUCCAACUGGCAGUUGAUGAAAUUACCAGCUGGCCUCGCGAUGACCGCUGCGACGGGCUUGAUUUCAUGACGUCCUUUGCGGCGCAUGUCUUGAUCACUGUUUCUGCUGAAGAGGUGCACUUCCUUGCAACCUCCUCGCCGCCUGCAAUCACUUGCCACGACAACACUUGGCAAUUGGAAGACGGCACAACGGCUAUUGCGGAUCUUUUGCAGGGUUACGACCUUGCUUGGCGUGACGCUGUUCGUCUCCACGCCUGGCAAGCAGGUAUCCACGGGCAGGGUGGUCGUAGCGCAGUGCAACUGUUUGGUGCUUUUGCCAAGGGACUUGCGGAUGCCGUGGGUUUGCAGGGGGCAAAAAGGCGGCUUCACUUCUUUGUGUGGGUGAAGCCUGGCGCCGAAUUGCCACUCCCCACACUGGACGGUGAAGCGGUUAAAGUGGUCAACCAGCUGGACAUCUUGGGCACGCCGCUGGAAGCAGCCGUGUUGGGUCUUUCCACCUUGUCUCUUGGCGAAGGAGGCUACGUUCUGGUGCUCCUGUGGCUCGGGUACUCCUGGCGGUUAAGUGCUAAAAUUGCCAUGAGGAUCGUUACUUCAUUGGCUCGUCUUCUUACUCUCCCACCUUCCAAUGUCUUGCACACGACAGUUAGAGCAGCCGUGGCAGUGCCUGGGCCUACGUGGGUGGAUGCAGCUAAAGGUGUGGCGUGGUCGCUUGGAGUGUCCAACGUACCGACCUGGGAAACGUUGCCCAGUGAGGUGAACUCCGCGCCGCUGAUUAAACUCCACAUCCAGCAUUGGAAGCGCCAUUGUGUUGUCCCAGUCAUCAAGCACCUGGAAGAGCGUUGGCGCGCGGAAGCGUUGUCGAAGUUGGCAUGGGCCUUCAAUGGCAGUGGCCACGUUUUUGCCGCUCUUGGCCUCUUCCUGUCAUAUGCUUUCAUCGCCCUGUCUCUGGUUCUCAAAGAGCUGUCCUUCCUGCUCUUCAAGCGCUGGCGCAAAGAGAGGAGUGAUGAGGAAGAGGGAGAGCUGAAUCUAGAGAUGGUCAACUUCGCCACCGCCAUCUGGCAAGGGCUCACGCUGAUGCUGCUCUGGCCGGUAAACUUCGCGCUUCUGACAAAGUUGAGCGUUCCUGUCUACUUCGCUUCCGCCUUGUCCGCAUUUAAAGCGGCCGGGCCGUGGCUACUGGCCUACUUGGUGGUGAAUCUGGUCUAUACGGCAGCGACGACAAGCGUGCUGAAGCAACUCUCAGCAGUCGUCUUCUUGCUAAUCAAUGUUCUGAAUGUACCCCUGGUCUCGCUCUUUUUCUGUUUCAACCUCCCGCUUCUUGGAGCCGCCACCUUCCGAUGGAGCUUCGUUCUGGGGCUGGGCAUCAUCAUCGUCGGGCUCCUGACAUAUAAUUACAAAACUCUGAUAUCGAAAGCGAAGUGA
Molecule: messenger RNA, 3330 nt
Organism: Symbiodinium sp. CCMP2592
Lineage: Eukaryota; Dinophyceae; Suessiales; Symbiodiniaceae
Source: the annotation of a GenBank genome assembly